UCCUAAAAAUCUACGGAAUAGAAACGAAAUUAAGAGCUCAGACAUUUUCCAGAUUUCUCAUUUGCGUGAAAUGGCGCUUCGUGCUACUCAAGGGACUGGUCGUAUCGCGGCGGCGCUCCGGCGUGUCGCUCGGCCUUUCUCGACAGACGCGGUUGUUGAGUCGGAUUACAAGCGUGGUGAGAUCGGUAAGGUCUCCGGAAUCCCAGAGGAGCAUCUUACACGAAAGGUGAUAAUAUAUUCGCCUGCUAGAACUGCUACCCAGCAAGGAUCUGGAAAACUUGGGAAAUGGAAGAUUAACUUCGUAUCCACCUUAAAGUGGGAGAAUCCAUUGAUGGGAUGGACUUCUACAGGUGAUCCCUAUGCCAAUGUGGGUGACUCCGCUCUUGGUUUUGAUUCAGAAGAAGCUGCCAAGUCAUUUGCAGAGCGUCAUGGCUGGGACUAUGUGGUCAAGAAGCCCAAAACACCGUUAUUGAAGGCAAAGUCUUACUCGGACAACUUCAAGUGGAAAGGCAAACCUCAACCAGAAAAUUGAUCUUUCAUCUUCUUCUUCCAUCACUCGAUCAAAACGAGAAACCUCAUUUGAUUUAUAUAAAAACUCUCAUGUUUCUUUGUUCUUUAGCAUCUGUGAGCUUUUUGUCUGAACUGAUAUCCAUGGUUGGAUUUAUUUCCUUAUUACAAUAAUAUGAUGACGACAAACACUCCUUUGAUAUUUCAUUAAGCUUUCUGAUCAA
Eutrema salsugineum is the source of this 731-nucleotide messenger RNA. Its product is annotated as NADH dehydrogenase [ubiquinone] iron-sulfur protein 4, mitochondrial. Lineage: Eukaryota; Viridiplantae; Streptophyta; Magnoliopsida; Brassicales; Brassicaceae. The record is from RefSeq and is a predicted model, not a curated record. The coding region runs from base 71 to 532 and encodes 153 amino acids. Gene Ontology annotation, biological process: electron transport chain. The transcript is spliced from 5 exons.